This is a messenger RNA of Paramecium sonneborni, 606 nucleotides long. The record is from the annotation of a GenBank genome assembly. Lineage: Eukaryota; Ciliophora; Oligohymenophorea; Peniculida; Parameciidae.
GUAAGACAAAAGGAAAAGGUAUCUUUAAAUGAUGGAUUACCUAAAAUAGAACCUAGAAUAGUAAUAGAAGAACUUAAAAGUCAUUUAUACUCUGAUGAUAACUUUAAAAAGUAUAAGUUACGAAAAUGAAGAUAGAUUAUUUUCAGAUGCAGAAGAUAAGAAAUAUAGAGAAAACUUUUAAUUAUUUGAUAGAGAUGGGGAUGAAAGAAUAAGUUUUUUUGAAUUGCAAGAAUUAUUGACAUCUAUUGGUUAUAUUUAUGAAGAAUAAGAAUUGAGUGAAUUAUAUAAAGAACUUGAAGAUUCUGAAGGAUAGGGAAUAAGAUCUGAUGCAUUAUUUAUAUUAGUAAGUAAGAAGAAACGAGAAUAAGAUAGAGAAGAAUAACUAAUUGAAGGUAUAAUAUAGUAUUAUAAUUAUAUAUUUUAGCUUUUAAGUCUGUUGAUCUAGAAAACACUGGAUAUAUUUAGAGUGAAUAUUUUAAAGAAUUACUUAUGACAAUGGGUUAUAGAUUUACAGAAGAUGAGGCUGAUGAAUACAUGAAAUUUAUUGAUCCUAAAAAUGAAGGAAAAUUCCUAUAUAUAGAUAUUGUUAAAAAAAUACUUAAAUGA